UCAUUAUUGAUCCAAUCUUUGAAAAAAGAUACACAAGGCACAAGCUAACAGUGCGUGACAGAGAGGAGAAAAUGGCGACAACAGUAGCAAGUAGAGAAUUAUUCAUAGAUGGAGAGUGGAGAGCUCCUAUCCUCAACAAAAGGAUUCCAAUAAUCAAUCCCUCCAAUGAAAACAUCAUAGGGGAUAUACCAGCUGCUACUAAGGAAGAUGUUGACCUUGCUGUUGAUGCUGCUAAAAGAGCCAUUUCAAGGAACAAAGGUAAAGAUUGGUCCACUGCUUCUGGUUCUGUUCGUGCUGGCUAUCUUCGAGCAAUCGCUUCAAAGAUAACUGAGAAAAAGAAUGAACUAGGCAAGCUUGAAUCAAUUGAUUGUGGAAAGCCACUGGAUGAAGCACUAGCGGAUCUGGAUGAUGUUAUUAGUUGUUUUGAGUACUAUGCUGGGCUUGCUGAAGGGUUAGAUGCAAAGCAAAAGGCUCCUGUAUCCCUUCCUAUGGAUACCUUUAAGAGCCAUGUUCUGAAGGAGCCUAUUGGUGUUGUUGCAUUAAUUACUCCAUGGAACUAUCCUCUCUUAAUGGCGACUUGGAAAAUUGCUCCAGCUCUGGCUGCUGGUUGUGCUGCAAUAUUGAAGCCGUCUGAAUUGGCAUCUGUGACCUGUUUGGAGUUGGGCGAAAUAUGCAAAGAAGUUGGCCUUCCUCCUGGUGUUUUUAAUAUUGUUACUGGAUUAGGCCAUGAAGCCGGUGCUUCUUUGGCAUCCCAUCCCGAUGUUGAUAAGAUUUCCUUUACCGGUAGCUCUGCAACUGGGAGUAAGAUUAUGACAGCUGCGGCACAGCUAAUCAAGCCUGUUUCACUAGAGCUUGGUGGAAAGAGCCCGAUAGUUGUUUUUGAGGAUGUUGAUCUUGAUAAGGUUGCUGAAUGGACCAUCUUUGGCUGCUUCUUUACAAAUGGUCAGAUAUGCAGUGCAACAUCUCGCCUUAUUGUGCAUGAAAGCAUAGCCGUAGAAUUUGUGAGUAAACUUGUGAAAUGGGCUGAAAACAUAAAAAUUUCGGAUCCGUUGGAAAAAGGUUGCAGGCUAGGCCCUAUUGUCAGUGAAGCACAGUAUAAGAAAGUGUUAAAUUUUAUCUCAACGGCUAAGAGUGAAGGUGCAACAAUUUUGACUGGUGGGCGUCGCCCAGAGCAUUUGAAAAAGGGAUACUUUGUUGAACCAACCAUCGUAACCGAUGUGACUACCUCGAUGCAAAUUUGGAGAGAAGAAGUUUUUGGUCCUGUGCUCUCUGUAAAAACAUUUAGCACUGAGGAAGAAGCAAUUGAUCUAGCGAAUGACACUCACUAUGGCUUGGGGUCUGCUGUAAUGUCAAACGAUUUAGAAAAAUGUGAGCGCGUAUCUAAGGCUCUUCAAGCUGGAAUUGUAUGGAUCAAUUGUGCUCAACCAAGCUUCAUUCAAGCUCCAUGGGGAGGCAUUAAACGUAGCGGUUUUGGUCGUGAAUUAGGAGAAUGGGGACUUGAUAACUACUUGAGUGUGAAGCAAGUUACCAGAUACAUAUCUAAUGAACAGUGGGGCUGGUAUCAAUCUCCUUCAAAGCUGUGAUAGUUAACCAUGUAAAGUGAUGAUAGAUUUGAUUUCUGAAGUCUGGCAUCGAAUAAGGUGUGAUGUGGUUGACACCAAGUUAUUAUUAUCUUAAGUUGUUGGAACAUAUUGUACUAUGUUACGUAUAAUAAUAUGCAGACAAUAUUGUUGUGAAAUAGGGCCAUGUUGCUUUCGUUGAUGUUAUGAUUUGAUAUAGUUUGAGAAGAGUGCAAUAAGUAUAGAAACUGAAAUGCUAGGUAGCACCGUAGCAAGUCACCUAUUAACGUGUUAGUACUUGAUUAUUAAAUCAUAUAAGUUACUUCUAGA
Molecule: messenger RNA, 1889 nt
Organism: Medicago truncatula (barrel medic)
Lineage: Eukaryota; Viridiplantae; Streptophyta; Magnoliopsida; Fabales; Fabaceae
Product: betaine aldehyde dehydrogenase 1, chloroplastic
Exons: 15
Coding region: 72-1583 (503 amino acids)
Molecular function (GO): oxidoreductase activity, acting on the aldehyde or oxo group of donors, NAD or NADP as acceptor
Source: RefSeq, a predicted model, not a curated record